AUGGACACCAAGUUCUCGGUCACGUUCUGCCCCGAGGGCGGCAGCGGCGGCAACCCGAGCGCGAGCUUUCAGAUGUACGACAACACGGACUUUUGGGGCAACGACAUUGGCCGGUUCCAGGUGUGGGGCGACGCCAACGCCAAGGCGAGUGCGUGCGCCAGCGGCUGCAAGGGCAACGACCAGUGCGUCGGCUUCUCGGUGAGCGGCGACUUUUGCUACAUGAAGAACGCGAUCGCCAACAAGUUUGGGAGCGGCGGCGUCGUCGGCGGCAUCAUGAACGGCAACGGCAAGUGCGCGGCGACGCAGUGGAACACGGAUUUUUACGGCAACGACAUUGACCGCAAGCAGGUCUGGGGCAACGCCGGCGAGCGCUCGGGCCAGUGCUGCAACUAUUGCAACGGCGUCGGCAACUGCGCCGCCUACACGGUCAACGGCGACUGGUGCUACCUCAAGUCGCAGGUCGGUUCUGCGUCGUGGAGCGGUAGCGCCUACUCGGGCCGCCGUGCGUCGGCGUAAUUUAACCUAAACAUAUGUUGACUGAAUACACGUUC
This is a messenger RNA of Saprolegnia diclina VS20, 551 nucleotides long. RefSeq lists its product as hypothetical. The record is from RefSeq and is a predicted model, not a curated record. NCBI's taxonomy places the organism in Eukaryota, Oomycota, Saprolegniomycetes, Saprolegniales, Saprolegniaceae. The transcript has a single exon. Bases 1 to 516 code for a protein of 171 amino acids.